Magallana angulata is the source of this 1638-nucleotide messenger RNA. RefSeq lists its product as uncharacterized. The transcript has a single exon. The coding region runs from base 551 to 1528 and encodes 325 amino acids. Lineage: Eukaryota; Metazoa; Mollusca; Bivalvia; Ostreida; Ostreidae. The record is from RefSeq and is a predicted model, not a curated record.
UAAAAACUCAAUGCUUAGAUCUAGGUUAUUAUUAUAGUCAGACAUUAACUGAAUCACGCGUCGCGUCGAUACACAUAAUUGUCGAAAUAAUACACUUGGAUGCUCGAGGAAAAAUCAAUAUGUAAACAACAAUAAAUUCUCCUGUUUAUGAAGUCGCAUUUUUUAGAUUUGAAUUGACUAGACAUUUAAAAGCUUUUCACCGCAUCAUGUCAAUCACUAUACUUUCAUUAUCUUCCGCCAAUAGAAUCAGCUAGUCCCAGCUUAAUAUCUAGUGGCAUCUCGCUAGGAUGCUUCUCCCUCCACUUGAUCCAUACAAAGUCUGUGUUAACAGGUCGUCAAUAAUCGAUUCCUGUCUAAUGAGGUUGGGACUUGCUAGUUCCUUGGUUUGUAAUAAGGACAACAUUCCUUCGCUUUACGCUAUUUUUCUCGAUCACCAGUUACUCGAGCUUCACGAUUGUUAUAUAAUUUCAUUUCAAGUGUUUUAUUGAACAUGGAAAUUAAGUGACUACACUGUUUAUCACCAGAGUAAUAAAUGGUAUGAUCUUUAAACAUGGAGGAACAAACGUUAAAUUUACGAACAAGUGAAGAACAGAAAAUGAUGUCGCCAAGGGGGAGUGUUUAUAGUCCCAAAUCGUUCUCACCAAAAGGAAAGGAAACUCAAAGAUUUUUCCCACCUGAUCGACCAAAGUUUGGAACUCAGAAUUCAAGAGAAAGUGAUGAAACAUCUCGAUUAUCAACGUCCGACAAUGCUGAAGCUCCCUUGUCGCCAGAAGCACGACUUGAUAGUAGGAGGAUGUCACUUACAAGUUAUGGUCGCCGACGUUUAUCCAUAAUAUCCAAUACUCCACCAGCAAAUCCUCAACCACCAAUAAGGACUUUCAAAUCUCUUGGUGGUAAAGUCGCAUCCAUGGUUCGCGCCAAGAUGGCUUUUCAAAAAACGAAGUUAUCGGCUAUUGACGACCAAACUGAAAUGACCAUGAUAAAAGAGCUACCCAAGAAGCCUAGGUUUAGCUCAUUCAUGUCGCCCGAAGCCCAAUUCGCUAUGAUGAAAGGAUAUGAGGAUAACGUUUACGGGAAAAUGUCAAGCACCCAGCCAGAGAGCAAACCAUUUCUAAGACGGAAUAAAACUCCAGAACAACCAAUUGAUAUCAAAGAUGUUAAACGACCGGCUAUCAGUCGCCAACAAUCACUUCUAGAUGUUCGAAAAAAUCCGUACAGUCCCCUCUUCUCUAGCACACCCCGUUCUACGUCAGAAUCUGACAGUUCCCGGAGACCUCAUACUGCACACAGGAUUAGAUCAUUCUCAAGAACACAGAGUCUUCCGACAUUUGUUCCAAAGGAAAAACAAUUAGUGCUCACCUACAGACUUCAAAGUGCUAUGGACAUGCUUGAUACUCUGCGUUAUAAUGACGGUGAAAACCCGUUGUCUCCGAGGAUCAAAUCGGCCAGAAGUGUCAUAAAACCUGUAGAAUUUAACCAGUGGACACAAGCAUGGAGUAAAGAAUUCCAACUUGCUACCAAAACCUAGAACAACCUAUGUUUGUGAUGAAUUAAUGUGCUUAAUCUUUCUGUUCACUCAGUUAAACUUUUUGAUAAAUGUACAUGUAUAUCAUUUAUAUAAAUAGCUUCAGAAUCAAG